UCGACUACAGUAGUAGUGCCUACCCCGCAUACGGGCAGUCGGCCUACCCUACCUACUACCCCUCACAGAACUACCCCUACAUGACGGCAACCAAUCCCAGCUCGUCGUUAGGCGUCGCCACGGCAACUACAGUGCCUUCAACAACGACCACAUAUCAGCUUACGCCUGUUCCAGCAGAGCCCGAUCACGCCUCGCAGCAUCCUCCGCGCUUGCAUCUAGACAUGAGCGCGGCCGCGCGCGGCCUCUGCGAAGCACACCAUAGCAACACGAGCGUCCCCACCGACCAGCCAGAAGGAUUCUCUUCUUCGUUGACAGAAACGCCUUCUCCACCUAUCAAGUGCGAGCCAAGCAACGGCACCAGAUCUCGAGGGCGUGGUGGACGAGGCCGGCGGCAGAACAACCCCUCCCCCGGCCCCGAGAACGACCUGGAGCGGGUAUUCGUGUGGGAUCUGGAUGAAACCAUCAUCAUCUUUCCUCAUCUCUCACGCUUGUUACAGGACCCUCAGCAGGCGAUGACGCUAGGACUGCGCAUGGAAGAGAUGAUCUUCAAUCUAGCCGACCACCAUUUAUUCUUCAACGAUCUAGAGGAAUGCGACCAGGUUCAUAUAGAUGACGUGUCCUCGGAUGACAACGGACAAGACUUAAGUAAUUACAACUUCGCGACCGACGGUUUCCACGCGGCCGCCACCAACGCCAAUCUGUGUCUCGCGACGGGCGUGCGCGGCGGCGUCGACUGGAUGAGAAAGCUCGCUUUCCGUUACAGACGCAUAAAGGAGAUCUACAACAGCUACAGGAGCAACGUCGGAGGGUUGAUCGGUCCGGCGAAGCGCGACCAGUGGUUCAACCUUCGCACCGAGAUCGAACAACUCACAGAGAACUGGCUGUCACUGUCUCUCAAGUCCCUGCAGAUCAUACAGUCUAGUGUAGUCCUUGUUCCCGUUACAUGGCUAUACGACCCACAGUUCACGCUCACCGUAGCUCUACCAGUGUACCCCUUCACUCCUGCUACAGGUUAUCCUGUAGUGAGAGUGCAGGGGGGCUACACGGGUAAGGAGAGCUGUUUUGAGCGAAUCGUGUCGAGAUUCGGAAGAAAGUGCACCUACGUAGUCAUAGGCGACAAUAAUGACGAGGAAGGGGCCGCGAAGCAGUUGAACAUCCCAUUCUGGAGGAUCCGAUCUCAUUCCGACCUGGCCGCUUUGCAUCAAGCACUGGAGUUCAACUUCUUGUAGAGUCGUCACGGCAACCGUGUGAUGUCGCCAUCGCGUAUCCCCGGCCGCCCCGGGGCGGAGCACCGUCACCGCACGCGGGAAACGACCGUCCGACGCGUCGAACUAACUGUGGUGCCGUGAACGAUGAAAGCCGAACAGUGACCAAGCUGUCGCUUGUGACCUUGCCAUGACCUUGGCUGCGGACGCCGCCGACGGCGGGCAGCGGGUGAGGCUUGCGCGCCGGGGUCGGCGGUCGGGCGUCGCCGCGCGUCGAGUGUCGAGAAAGGAGAGAGCGUCCGGUGAGGACGGACACGGAACACUGUCAUGGCGGCGGCGCGGCGGCGGUCGGCGGAGGACGGCGAUGCGAGGCCAUGCUACCGGUGCUGCUGCCUGCGUGCGUGGAGAGAGUGUGAGAUGACAGCAUGAGCUGGUGGGCGGCUGCCCCCCCCCUCCCCCUGUGACGACACCAUGACAUUAAUGUCUCUCCCGUCGACGCGGGGAGGGCGCGACUGUUACUGGGUGACACACGCAGACGCGCGCUCGCUCGCACACGCACACACGCACGCACGCGCACAAACACACACACACACGUGACGCAAGCAGAUCGUCUAACAUUCCAGUUGCCGCGGAAACGGCGGGGAGCGUUUUCCCGUUGCCGUGGCAACGACCGAAGGCGGAAUCUGCCCGAAGAAAAUCGCCAGUGCCGGGGAGGAGAGCAAUAUUGGAAAAGAUAGCGGGAAGAGUCUCCAGAGGGCAGCACGUGAAUGCGCCAUGGCUGCCAGCGCACGCGCACACUUCGUUCGGCCGCCAUCUUUCAUCGAAUCUGGCCACUGGUGAAACGCAUUGGCGGCCAGGCGCGGCCCCCGUGUGUAUCGGUGACGGGUGCACAGCCGCAAAGCCUCCAGCUCCUAGACAUGCUCCGAGGAUGUCUCGGUGCGCCUGCAUGACAGGUGGCGUGCAGGGUGCGAGACGACAGACGGAGGGGUGGGGGUGGUUCUAGGUUAUUUCUAGAAGCGAAUUGAGUUCUAAAAACUCCUCGUUUACCCGUGAGUAAAUACCUGGCCUGUUCACAAGAUGGCAUGGCAUGAUUUCCUUGCCAAAUCGUUGGUAUACCAAAGAGUUUAUGAGCUUCUGAUGAGAUAAUCAUGACAUAAGUGCUGCCGCAUGGUGGCAGACACCAUUUCGUUGUACAGUUUUUGCAGGCACUAUGUAUGUAUUUAUGUGGUUGUUAUACGUAAUAUACAAGUUGUCUCUGGAAAAAAAUUGACUAGAGAGAUCGUAAUAAGAGAGGGAGGGAGAGGAAAAUAGUGUGUGGGCGCGAGCGCGUGUGUGUGCGUG
Molecule: messenger RNA, 2546 nt
Organism: Priapulus caudatus
Lineage: Eukaryota; Metazoa; Priapulida; Priapulimorpha; Priapulimorphida; Priapulidae
Product: eyes absent homolog 4-like
Exons: 11
Coding region: 81-1229 (382 amino acids)
Biological process (GO): anatomical structure development; positive regulation of DNA repair; negative regulation of extrinsic apoptotic signaling pathway in absence of ligand
Cellular component (GO): nucleus
Molecular function (GO): protein tyrosine phosphatase activity
Source: RefSeq, a predicted model, not a curated record